Messenger RNA from Epinephelus fuscoguttatus (brown-marbled grouper), 4995 nucleotides. It is a transcript of the gene grk7a, whose product is annotated as G protein-coupled receptor kinase 7a. Gene Ontology annotation, molecular function: ATP binding; rhodopsin kinase activity. Lineage: Eukaryota; Metazoa; Chordata; Actinopteri; Perciformes; Serranidae. Gene Ontology annotation, cellular component: cytoplasm. Bases 2040 to 3713 code for a protein of 557 amino acids. The record is from RefSeq and is a predicted model, not a curated record. The transcript is spliced from 4 exons. Gene Ontology annotation, biological process: protein phosphorylation; signal transduction; regulation of signal transduction.
UUAAAGAAUAAAUGCAUUACUCUUCAAUAACUCUAAUUCACAUAUCUGUUACACAGCUGCUUAUUGUGAAAUCACUCAAUUUGGUGUUGUGUAAAAUAGCAUUUUGGAUUACUCCGUGUGUGAAUGUUUAACUGAGUAGCAGGUGACACCUAGUACGGUAGCCUGGGCAAUUAGUGUGUUAAUGGGUGAAAGUGACAAGUAGUGUAAAAGCGCUUUGAGUAGUUGGAAGACUAGAAGGGUGCUAUGUAGGUGCAAGUCCAUUUACUAAUUAGGUCAUUUUGCAAAUACCUAGGAAAAUAAGCUCUUUAACCCUUUGAAACCUGAGCAAAUUGGCUUGAUUUUCUACAAGAACAUGGGAAUAAGGCAUUAAGCAACAGAAGAAGAAAUAACCCCCCAAAAUUGCAAGAAAUUAGUAAAAAGAGAAAAAUAAAAACAAACAAAUAAACAAGGAGAUGCCGUGGGAAAAUUGCGUAAAAAUCAUUUAAAAAAUAAUACCAUAAUUUUAAAUAUCUAAUAAUAAUAAUUAAAAAUAUAGUGUUUCCUUAGUAAAACUGGUUUCCCUGUUUUCCCAACAUUUCUUACCAAAUUGCUCAUUGCCUUCUUUUCCCAUGUUUUUGAAAGAAAUUGCACCAAUUUGCUCAGGGUUCAAAAGUUAAAUACUUGCAAAAGGCAACUGAAAGCAGCACAGGAAAAGUUAUGUCACUCCAGCUUUCAAAGGGUUAAAGAUAUGAUGUAACUUUUCCACAUUAAAAUGUCAAAAAAAAAGCUAGACCAAUGAUGUAAUUGUGUACUUCCAUUAUUUCAAAUGUUUCCAACAAUGUUCAAACUGAGAGAAAUCUGUAAUUUGAAUUGGUCUGUGUCAUUUGAUCUCCAUCGCCUGUCAGUGGCGUCAUAUCCCCUUUGCACAUGGGACAGGGUUGUGGCUGUCUGUAAGAUGCUGUCAUAAACAGACUUUUUAUCUACUUUUAAGCCUCAUUUUAGGAUGUACUUUUUAGAUAUUGGUCAUUUUUAACUAUAUCUAUUAACCAGAUAAAGGAUUUCAAGUCACUGGACAUCUGGAUCUUAAGUUAUCAGAGAAACAAGUUGAGCAAACGUUACUGUGUAUUGUAAUCAUUAAAUCAGCCAAAUCUGGCAGCUGUAUGCAUCCAAAUUAGUAUAUACUCCCAGUUUACCUUGGUGUGAUGGCCUUUACAUCAUAUGUGCAUUGUAAUGGCACAUAGCAAUAAUGUUAGAGUAUCUGAAAUGUUCAGAGUUGUUACUGUAAGUUGUUGGUCAGUGAUGAAUGAAGGUAAGCGAUGAGAAUGAAAGAGCAGACAGAUUAGGAGUAAGCUCUCUGAAAUACCUGCUCUGUUGAGACUGGGAGGAAAAAGAGAAGAUGAGGAUGUUAGAUUGUAGACCCAUGGUUUAGUAUAUGGACUGCCUCAGUGAAAAUAUUCAUCAGUAUUCUGCUCAAGACUCCAAAUGCAAUCUUAUUAUCUAUUCACAUGCUACAAAAAACACAUGUAAAUGCCGAACCAAACAGGUCUUUGUUCUCCAUUUUCUCACAACGUUUAUUAGAGGAACCUCAAUUAACUACUAUGACAGUUUGUUAAAGGUGUCUCGAUCUUUGCAGUACAUUUUCUGCUUUCUUUUGAGUCUUUUACUGUGUCUUACCAUUUAAUGCACAGUCAAAGAACCCAUUGGUCCACUGUUAGAGACUACAGAACACCAUGAAUAAAUAUAGAGGUCUACAAAGCCUCUUAGGACAGAGCCCGCUUACGAUUCCCUUUCCGUGCACAGCAUCCCUGAAUAGUCCACACAAAGAUCCUUAAGCCAAAAUCCCUCCCUGGUAUUUAAUUCUAAAUUAGUAAUUACUGGGUGUGUCAGUGUGUCUUAGGUUUGCAGGUAGGUUGGGUGAAGGAGCUCAUUUGUGCGCUGGCUUUGGAGCGAAUUGCACUCUCACACAGACACACUCAUUCUGAAAGACGCUGAGGGUAUCCGUGGGGAGCCACUGAAGAACCCAGUCACUUAGGGGGAACAGACCACAUACAGGCGCCAAGAUGUGUGACAUGGGGGGACUGGAUAACCUGGUGGCCAACACGGCCUACCUAAAAGCCCAGGGCGGAGAUGACAAGGAGAUGAAAAAGCGCCGUCGAAGCUUGUCUCUCCCCAAGCCGGAGCAAUGUGCUUCAGUACGAGCGUCCAUUGACAAGGACUUUACGUCGCUUUGUGAAAAGCAGCCUAUUGGCAAAAAGUUUUUCCGUGACUUCCUGGCAAAUACUGCUGAGUUUAAGCUUGCCGCUGAUUUCCUGGAUGACCUGUUGGACUGGGAUCUGGCUGAAAAUGCAGCAAAAGAGAAGGCACGCAAACACAUGAUGACAACAUAUUGCAAGGCCGACUCCAAGAGUUUCCUGGCCUUUCUCUCUGGAGAGCCGGCUGAAAAACUCAAGUCUGUGACGGAUGCCAACUUUUCAGAGGUGAUGAAAGGCAAAGUCCAGGACGGUGUAAGAGAAUUUCUUCAAGGCAAACCCUUCACAGAUUACCAGACCAGCCCUAACUUUGAUAAAUUCCUCCAGUGGAAAGAGUAUGAGAAACAGCCUAUCAGUGACAAAUACUUCUAUGAGUUUAGAACUCUUGGCAAAGGAGGUUUCGGGGAGGUGUGCGCUGUUCAGGUGAAGAACACAGGGCAGAUGUACGCCUGCAAGAAAUUGUGUAAAAAGCGACUGAAGAAGAAGGGUGGAGAGAAGAUGGCCCUGCUGGAGAAGAAGAUCUUGGAGAAGGUUAACAGCUUGUUUCUGGUCAACUUGGCCUACGCUUAUGACACCAAGACCCACCUGUGCCUUGUUAUGACCCUGAUGAACGGAGGAGACCUCAGGUACCACAUUUACAACAUGGGCUACGAUGGCAAGGGCGUGGACAAGGGCAUUGAGAUGAAGCGCAUCAUCCACUACACGGCGCAGAUCACCACUGGCAUUCUGCAUCUGCAUGAGAUGGAUAUCGUAUACCGUGACAUGAAGCCGGAAAAUGUGUUGCUGGAUAGCCAGGGCCAAUGCCGACUUUCAGAUUUGGGUCUGGCCAUAGAGCUUCCUGCAGGGAAAACCGUCACCCAGAUGGCUGGUACCGGAGCAUACAUGGCCCCUGAGAUCCUGAGCAAAACUCCGUACAGGACAUCAGUGGACUGGUGGGCCCUGGGCUGCAGUAUCUAUGAGAUGGUGGCCGGUUACACGCCUUUCAAAGGCCCCGAGAGCAAGAAGGAGAAGGUGGAGAAGGAGGAGGUGCAGCGCCGCAUUCUCAACGAGGAACCUAAGUGGGAGCACAGGUGCUUUGAUGCUGCCACCAAGGACAUCAUCCAGCAGUUCCUGAAGAAGAAAAUUGAAGAGCGCCUGGGCAUGAAAAACAACAUGGAGGAUCCCAGGAAGCACGAGUGGUUCAAGACCAUCAACUUCCCCCGUCUGGAGGCCGGGCUGGUGGAUCCUCCAUGGGUGCCCAAGCCCAACGUCGUCUACGCCAAGGACACCGACGAUAUCGCUGAGUUUUCCGAGAUUAAGGGCAUCGAGUUUGACGCCAAUGACAAUAAAUUCUUCAAGGAGUUUAGCACAGGCGCUGUGCCCAUUCAAUGGCAGCACGAGAUGAUUGACACUGGACUAUUCGAUGAGCUCAACGAUCCCAACAGGAAAGAGGGCGGCGGAGAUCCUGACGACGAGAAGAAAUCCGGCACGUGCAUUUUACUGUGAGAAGCCACACGUUUGAUAUACCAUUGAUAACCCUCCAUGAUUUGUUUCAGUCAGACUGAUCCUCGAUGUAAAAGAUGAAUCAGGAAAGAGGUGAGCAUGAUCGUCUUGUUGAGAAACAUGUAUCAUCCCUUCUCUUUUAAGGAUGUCCAAGGUUUAGAGAUACACAGCUUUGGAGGCAAGGUUUGGUGAAAUAUGGAGGAUGUGAUGAUGAAAUUUGAACAUCAUCUCUCUGGUUCUCAGCUUCUUUUGCAAAUAUCUAACAAUGUAGACUUGCAACUACAGCUAGGAGUAAUUUAUACAACCUUCUCAUUGAAGAUACUACAGUUAGAUUAGUUAGUCGAAGGCCUUUGUGCCAUGAUUACUAUAUUACUUAAAGAGACUGAUUCUAACAGUGUUUGCAGUAGUAUUACCUGCUGCAUUCAACAUUGAGCUUUAAACAAAUUGGAACAAAACACGUGGAAAUAAUGGAUUAUGUAAAAGUUACAGCAUUACUAUGCCCUUUAUUGAUGCCAUCAUACAGUCACAAUGUUUCUACAGUGCAAUUGUGGCAGAGAUAGAUCUAGUGUCUAAUAUUACAUGUUAUGAUCCUAAAUUUCAUCAGUAAGGAUGAUCACUGUAUUUAUAUCCAGUUGGUUUUCCUUCUGCCCUGACACAUUAGUUUUAUAAAAACUAUAAAAAGUGAUUGUAUGUAUUGUAAAUAACGAAGUAUAUCUAUAUCUAUGCACAAUGAGAGAGAGGCUAAGAUGUAAGUCAUCUGAAAUUUAGGAUUUAUUUUAAAGAAAAUGAUACAGUUCACUGAGUCCCUCUACUGUUGGUGCUAUGAGGCUCAACUUAGUGAGAAAUGGAGACGGUUUAGUCCUGGGAUGCUGGGAGAAAGAUGAGUGCAGGAAGUCAAUCGCUGCAUACGAAGGAAGAAAACUUUAGAGGAGCUGGACAAUAAAUUCCUGGACCAGGAACAUGCAGGUUGCCCUGUCCACGGCCAUGAAACGCUGUGACACUUCAGGGCUGUUCUCUUAGUUUGAGAUGAGUGUGAAUCACUCAAACUAGACCUGAAACACACUCCACUGUUGUGGUUGUUAAGCUGAGUAGAGAGACUUGGGUUAGUUCAAAAGAGAAUCCUUGUUAUUCUUGUUUACGUGUCUCAGGGUAAUUAAUGCUUAAUUUUUUGAAUUUUCAGAUCUUGGACAGAGUUGAGUUUUUACGUUAAUGUUAAUAAGAUAUAAAUAUAUAUAUAUAUGAUACAUGUACUUGUAAAUAUAAGAUGAAAGGAAUUGCUAUUGUA